AAAUAUGAAUGCUUAUGUCCAAUAAAAAGCUGUCAAGCAAACAUUUGGUUGCUAAGGAGUAUGCAAUCUAAUGGUAUUUCCCGUAUGGGAAACUCCCACACUGCUGAUUCUUUUAAGUUCAUGCUUCACCUUCUGCCACUUGUGAGUGUAUGAAUCACUCCUUAGAUAAAGGGCAGGCCUCAGGAGAACACAUUCCUAGUACACUAGUCUUAAAACGUGAGACUGCAGCUGCUGCACAGAGCUAAAGGCAAGGCGACCACCAUGUCCAGUGGAGUCGAUUACUUCGACGCUCAGCUGAUGAACGUUACCCAGUCUAACUAUUCCAAUGUGACUGAAGGAUGUGAGAGGCAGAGUGCGGACUUCCAGUACCUGUUAUUGCCAGUUGUGUACAGCCUGGUCUUUGUGCUCGCAAUGGCUGGGAAUUUGACUGCCCUGGUCCAUUUCCUGCAUACCAGAUCAGUCACCCAUCCAUCACACAUCUUUUUGGUCAACCUGUGCGUUAUUGAUCUCCUCUUCGCCCUCACUCUGCCUUUUAAUGUGGUCUACCACGCCCGCCGCAAUGACUGGCCCUUUGGAGAGACCAUGUGCAAGAUUAACGGUUCACUGUUUUUUGGAAACCUGUAUGGCAGCUCGCUGUUUCUCAUGCUCAUUUCACUGGACCGCUAUCUGGCGGUGGCACAUCCACUUCGGGCUCUUCGAAUGCGCAGUCCCAAAUACCGCAUUAUGCUCUCCUGCUUGGUGUGGGCGGUCCUGGCCUCAGCAAUUCUGUACCUCACUCUGCGGGGCCCACUGACCCGACCAUUUCCAGGCACAGGCCACAUUGCCUGCAUGGAGAACUUCUCCUCUAAGUCUUGGCGUGGGCGGAUCUCCUCGGUCAGCCUCCUGGCAGCUGCAAUUGGCUUUUUCCUGCCCCUACUGGUCAUUGCCAUCUGCUACCCACUCAUCGCCUGCAAGCUGCUGGCAAAUGUCCAGGUCAAGGAGCAGGGCACCUCCAGAAGCACAAUGUCCUCAGCUCUCUCUGCCCAUCAUGUAACUGGAAGGGUGCAAAAGAAGGCUCUGCGAAUGGUUCUGUUGGUCCUGGGGGUCUUCCUGGUCUGCUUUGCCCCCUAUCACAUCAACCAGCUGGUGCACACUUUGCAUAGGAUGGCAGUGCUCUCGGGCUGCUCUGCGAUUCGUUUUACCUACCCUGCCCGCAGAGUGGCCAUGGCCUUGUGCAGCCUAAACUCCUGCCUGGACCCCGUGGUGUACUGCCUUGCCUCAGAGAACUUCCACUGGGAUAGGAGGUACUGGUGCUGUGGUGCGCUGUGGAGGCCAAUGGGAUGGCGCAAUAAGAUGAAUCAGAACUUAAAUCACCUAACCACAAUUGCAAAUCGAGAACAAAAUGCUUAAAAAUGGUCAUUUUGCACUUGAUAUUACUCAGCCUUUUGACUGUAGAAAGGGUGAAGGGAUUCCGUACCCAAAUGUGAUAUACACUCAUAAUAAUCGUUGUUUAUUUGAAAAAGUUAAUUAACUUCCCUUUUGUUGCAUCAUCCGGUUACAUAUCACCCUUCUGGAGUUUGGUGCCUGACACCAGCUACUCAAAAGAGCUGUAAAGAGGGACACAAUAUCCACUUAUCUGAAGAUACCCACAAUCUGUUCAAUGUGGCAUCAAAGCUGACCAAAGCUUUGCAUGUGGUUCUUGCUGUUCAUGUCAGGUGGAUACAGAUUCUCAGCACACAUGAAACUCAUGAUGUUCAAUCUUCUCUUCCUGCAUCUCUUCCUAGGAACAGAUUCCCUUGCCCUGUAAACAGCAAGGCAUAAGCAGAAAUGUUGUGGACUUGGCCGGAACUCACCUUGACAACAAGGAAAAUUAAGCACCUUUUUGUAAUAUACAGUUUACAUGUACAUAUAUAAUUAAUAGGAUGACCAAUAUUUUUAAAAUGUUAUUUCAGGGCCAUUGGCUAUUUGAAUUGCAGUAUCUUGCAUCCCUAAUAUGAAAUGGAAUAAUUUUUAAGAAAAUAAGAUCACAUGACCCCGACGUGAUUUGAACACGCAACCUUCUGAUCUGGAGUCAGACGCGCUACCGUUGCGCCACGAGGUCUCUCGUUAGAGGAUUGCAAUACACCAUGAAACAUCCGUAGCAUUAGCAAUGUAUGACCUUCGCGCGCUUCUUUUUUGUCGCUACUGUUUUUGGUAACAUAAUCGAUUUUGCAAGAUUUAUAGCUUUGUUACAGGAAGUGCUAUCAACUCCCCGGUAUUUCCAGGGUUUCGCAAAUUGGGCUAUUCUGUCGAGAAUUUCACACUGUGUCACGUGCAUUUCCCAAAACAGUUCCAUGGUAUUUCCCCUUUACGACACUUCAUAGUAAAAGUCCGUGAACUACAAAAAUAAUAAGUAUAACAAAGAUGGUGGACAAUCAUAAUAAAUUGUGGUCAGAUUGUGGUCGGGGAAUUUACUUGACAUACCAAGUAAUCUUAGCAUAAUGAGUAUACGUAAAUAUUAGAGAAGCAGGCAAAACAAUGUUGAGAGUCUAGUCAUUGUGGUUACUUCUGUGGGAAAUGCUUAAAAGUAGCUGUUUGCAUAUCCAUAUUGCAAUUGUUAUUUUAUUUAUAAUCAGUCUGGACAGAAGCCAUAGGCUGAAGUUUGUACAUUAGCCUACUGUAAAUGCUUAGACCUCAGUUACUAAAUGCUCAGCAUGCACAAGAAAUGUCACUAUAAUUCUGGAAAUAAUAUCUCUCUCCGUUGACCAGAACAUCCGGGAAGUCUGUGACACUGUCAAGGUCCUGGGGGUCACCAUCCAGAGUAAUUUGCAUUGGGACAGUCAGGUGGACCACAUGCUGAUCUCAGCAAACAGGAAGCUUUUUGCUCUGCGUCGCCUGAAGAAAUUUAGUGUCCGAGACCCAGAACUGGUUUCCAUCUACACAGGCUACGUAUGCCCGGUGCUGGAGUAUGCAGUCCCUGUCUGGCACAGUUCCCUGACUACAGAUCAGGCUAAAAGGCUGGAAAGCACGCAGAAACGGGCUUGUAUAAUCAUACUUGCCCAGAGGUACUCAGGGUACCCAGAGGCUCUCUGCACUCUCGGAUUGUGCACUCUAUCAGAGAGACACACUCAACUGUGUCUUAGCUUUGCCAGAAAGCUGCUAAAGUCCAACUUCAGUGACUGGCUACCCCCUCUCAGGGAGGAGCUCACGGGUCGUCAGACAAGGAACUCAAACAAACUGGCCAUCCCAAGAUGUUGAACUGAGAGAUACAGGAGAUCACCAAUCCCCUAUAUGUGCAGACUCCUAAAUGACGGCGGAUUUUAAAUUUGGGAUACGAGGUAUUAGAUCUCAGCUUAGAUAAUUGCAACAUUUUAAAUUUUUAGUCUACUUAGUAUUGAUGUUUUAUUGUAACAGCAAAAUAAUUCAGUGUUUUUUGACAACUGUCUUUAUGAAUCUGUAAUAGUGCUGAAAGGUCAAUAAAAUAAAAAAAAUUA
Anguilla anguilla (European eel) is the source of this 3452-nucleotide messenger RNA. RefSeq names its product lysophosphatidic acid receptor 6-like. The record is from RefSeq and is a predicted model, not a curated record. Lineage: Eukaryota; Metazoa; Chordata; Actinopteri; Anguilliformes; Anguillidae. Gene Ontology annotation, biological process: G protein-coupled receptor signaling pathway. Gene Ontology annotation, cellular component: membrane. Gene Ontology annotation, molecular function: G protein-coupled receptor activity; oxysterol binding. The transcript is spliced from 3 exons. Bases 262 to 1389 code for a protein of 375 amino acids.